Cetraspora pellucida is the source of this 1110-nucleotide messenger RNA. The record is from the annotation of a GenBank genome assembly. Lineage: Eukaryota; Fungi; Glomeromycota; Glomeromycetes; Diversisporales; Gigasporaceae.
AUGAGUCUUGUAGGCCAAGCUAAAGCAUCAGGUGCAACAGUCUCACGAUCGAUAAAGAGAACUUAUAUGUCGGUGGGGCCUAAUUUUCCCGAAUUGAUCUUAUCUGGCAUACAACCAACUAAUAUUCCGCAUAUCGGAAAUUUUCUUGGCGUUAUCUCGAAAUGGGUUUCCCUCCAGCGAACCACACAUGAUUCUGUAAAAUUAUUAUAUCCUAUUGUUGAUUUACAUGCUCUGACUAUUCCACGGGACCCAGAACAUUUGAAAAAAAGUAAGUUAGAAACAGCAAUUAUAUUAUUAGCAUGUGGAAUCGAUCCGGCGAGAAGUUUUAUAUUCGAGCAGUCAAAGAUACCAGCUCAUACUGAAGUAGCAUGGUUUCUUAAUUGUAUCACACCAAUGAGUUGGUUAUCGCGAAUGACCCAAUGGAAGGCAAAAAUUAAAUUGAAUAAAAAUAUCCAAUCUAUCGAUGAUGAAGUGCUUUCAUCUUCAGGUCUAUGUUUGGGAUUAUUUUCUUAUCCUGUAUUACAAGCUGCUGACAUUCUGCUUUACAAAGCAACACAUGUACCAAUUGGUGAAGAUCAAGUCCAACAUUUAGAAUUAACAAGAGACAUCGCUGUAACAUUUAACAAGAUGUUUCAUCAAAAUGUAUUUCCUUUACCAUUAUCAAUUAUGAGUGACCGAAUCAUGUCACUUUAUGAUCCUUCAAAAAAAAUGUCUAAAUCUGAUCCAUCAAACACUCGGAUAAAUCUAGACGAUUCACCAGCAAUAAUCGCUGAAAAAAUCAAAAAAUCAACAUCAGAUUCUUUAAAAUGCAUCACUUAUGACCCAAUAACAAGACCGGCCAUAGCAAAUCUAAUCACUAUCUAUGCAGCUAUGCAAGAAAUAACUGUUGAUCAAGCCAUAGUUGAGCAUAGUAAAAGUGAUAUCAAGACAUUUAAGGAUGCAUUAACACAAGUAAUAAUAGAGAAAUUGUCACCAAUUCAAGAGGAAAUUCAAAGAUUGAGAUUCGAGCAAGGUUAUGUGCAACAAGUAUUGAAAGGUGGUGCUGAAAAAGCUUCCAUAAUAGCUGAAAAGAAUUUAGAUGAAAUUCGUAAAGUCAUAGGAUUAAAGUAA